This is a messenger RNA of Cadophora gregata, 783 nucleotides long. RefSeq lists its product as uncharacterized. The record is from RefSeq and is a predicted model, not a curated record. The transcript has 2 exons. Lineage: Eukaryota; Fungi; Ascomycota; Leotiomycetes; Helotiales; Ploettnerulaceae. The coding region runs from base 1 to 783 and encodes 260 amino acids.
AUGGAAAUCCAUACGCUUGAGUUGACCGAGGAAGACAUCCUGAGCAUCCAUCGAUACUAUAUUACAUGUCUUUACCUCGAAGACAAAAAGACGGAUGUAGAAAUCGUUGCGCACCUCUACGAGCAAUACAAGCUACAAAUCACGCUCACUCAGAUUCGAAAAUGUAUAGAGGACUGGAAGUUGGAGCUUCCUGUGUCACUAGAGCCUAAACCAGAAGAACAAAAGGACCUAGAUAGUGACUCGGAUGGCAGUUGGGUCGUUAUUCCCUCCACGACGGCUCCCUCAGUACCGACAAACAAGACAUACACGCCUAGCGAUCCCAAGCUCAUGUCACUCUACACGAAACGUCCUUUACCCUCACUCCCAACCUCAAAGUCAAGUCCAAAGAUGGACUCCAAAUCCAGAGUCCGCAAAAGACAAGCUCCAAAUACCGAUAAAGUCAAAGGUGUCUGCCACCACGGUGGCGGAUCUUCUGACACGCAUGAAGUUGAGACGACAUUGACAUCGGUACCAAAUGGGCCAACUCAGAUGGAGCUAUACGUUGAUGACGAUCAAGACUACGAGCGCGUUGCUCAGGGUCUUAGAAGCUCGGCUUUCGCAAGAGCGGGGCAGUACAAGGAGGGAAUGUCUCGUCACCAUAGUGUUCUCAAGCUUGCGAAGAGACCGAUGGAGACCAGCAGGGACAAGAAAGACAAAGGGAAAGGAAAAGGAAAAGCAAUCGAGCGACAACAGAGGAGACCGACCAAUGAACAGGUAGAACGCGAGAUGAGCCACGAGUCAUGA